UUCAUUAAUGAGUCAGUGAUAUGUAAGUUACAGUGAACAGGUGACGGAGAUAGAGGUUGGUAAAACAGUACCAGAACCAAUACCAUUAGUCCAUGUUAGAGAUAAACAAAUAAACAUACAUUGUAACUACAUCAGUGGCAAAUUUUAAUUGUUCAUGAGAUUAAUUGCUCUUUGGGCUAGAGGGAAUUUUCCUUUGGCUUAACAGCUCAAUUAUUGAUAUAGAACGAAUAUUCAUACGAAACCGUCCGUCCGUCGUCCAGAGCUACGUUAUCGCAGCUAGUAUUGAUAGAGCUCCGGACUGUGAAGUUGGGGGUCGCUGAUCAGGUUGGAUCCCCAGUGGAAGCACAUGAAACCAUAAUAAGAUUUUAUCUGCUUAAAAGAUUCAUGCAAUAUGCUGUCUAAAAAAGAGGUAUUGAUACAGUUAGAUAGAUGAUGCUGGAAUGACAGCAGGAUGCCACAGAUUACAAACAUAGAAGAUGCUACAACCUUGAUUAACUGAUUUAUCUGAACCUGAAUAUAAACACACUGCAAAACAAAUUAAUAGGCUUCAAAAUGGCCUUCACCUUUUGGAAUUCAUUGUGUGGCCACAAUGAAAACUUUACAGCUUGGAGAAAAGACGAUUUUGGUCCGUGUUUUGAAAAAAUAGCCCUGAUCAUACCAGCUCAUGUACUUCUUGCUAUAGUGAGUACAUAUCAUGGAGCACAAGUACAUCGGAGAGUCUCCAGCACCAACGCCACAUUGAGGAUGCCCUGGUUUAUCACUUUGAGACUGGUGACUAUUUCAUUAUUCUUGAUAUUACCAGUAGCUCAGCUGAUGGGAAUGUUCAUGAUCCUAGAGGUGGAACCAAGUAUAGCAGACUGUGUAUAUGUGGGUUUAGUGAGUCUCACUUGGUUACUGCAUGGCAUUUACACUUACAACCUGAAACAUAUGUACUGGGAAACAUACAGAGGCCCUCUUUGUGUGGUACUUUUCUAUCUUCUGACUUUUGUAUCAGAUUGUCUUCACUGCUACAGUGUUAUCAGAAUGCAUUUAUCUAACUCUCCAUUCCAUAAUUCAGCUGAGGAAUACUGUGUUUAUGUAACUAUCUUUUGUCAUCUGUUAUACAUCUUCACCCUCAAACCGACUGGAGAUAGGCUCAUGAGUGACAGUUAUCUUCGCCAUAGUUUGAAUAUAUCUCCUUCUGAAACAGAGCGCCUAAUGUUCCCUGGAACGACUGGCUAUGGGUCUAUCACCAGUCCUCAAAGAACAGUAACUGUUGCAGAGGAUGGAUCAUCAUUCCUGUCAAAACUUACAUUCCACUGGGUACAACCCCUGAUGGUUAAAGGGUACAAACAAUUAAUAAGGUCUGCAUCUGAUCUUUAUCUACUGCCUAAUAAGCUCAACACUAAAGACUUAGAGGACAAGUUUUUGAAAAUUCUUUCACCAUCUAGGCAAGGGACAUCACUUUAUGAUAACGAGGAAAGCAGUCAAGGCACCCCAUUAACACCAGAUGUCUAUAUCAGGUCAGGAGGACAAAACACUGGACACACGCACCAGCAAACUCCAACCAUGUUGAGAGCUUUACAUAAAGCAUUUGGAUUAGAAUACUACCUUCUUGGUAUUUUAAAACUGAUGGCAGACUCUGUUGGUUUUGCGGGGCCAAUGCUACUAAACUUACUAGUGACAUAUAUAGAGAACAAAGAGGAGCCAGAACAACAUGGAUACUUGUAUGCAAGUGGGUUACUGUUGUCCACACUCAUUGGUUCUCUAUGCUCUAGUCAGUUUGAUUACCAUUGUCGAAAUGUUGGAUUCAAAAUGAGAUGUGCAAUCAUCACAACCAUCUACCGGAAAGCUUUGUCUGUGGGCAGUGUAUCCAUCUCAAAAUUUAGCAUGGGUGAAAUUGUUAACUUCAUGAGUACAGACACAGACAGAAUGGUAAAUUUCUGUCCCAGUUUCCAUGCUGUGUGGAGUUUACCUUUCCAGAUUGGAGUAUCUUUGUAUCUCCUCUACUUACAAGUGGGGAUAGCUUUCCUUGCCGGGCUAGGGUUUGCUCUCCUCCUCAUCCCCAUUAACCGGUGGCUUGCUAACAAGAUAGGAGAACUGAGCAAGGAUAUGAUGAAACAGAAAGAUGCCAGGGUUAAGAUGAUGAAUGAAGUAUUGUUUGGGAUGAGAAUUAUAAAGUUCUACACCUGGGAAAAUCAUUUCCGCUCAGAGAUUCAGAGGCUGAGAAAUGCUGAGCUGAAGAGUCUGAAGGGACGGAAGUACCUGGAUGCAAUGUGUGUGUACUUCUGGGCUACCACACCGGUUCUCAUUUCUAUACUCACCUUUACAACCUACUCACUGAUGGGGAAUACCCUAACAGCAGCCAGGGUGUUUACAAGUUUGUCCCUGUUCAUGAUGCUGAUCAGCCCCCUGAAUGCCUUCCCCUGGGUGAUCAAUGGUCUGAUGGAGGCCUGGGUGUCCCUCAAACGUGUCCAGGCAUAUGUGGCCCUUACUGACAUGGACAUGAGGUCCUACUACAAAACAUCAGAGGAUUUAUACAGUGCUGAAAGGAUCAUAUCCAUCAAGUCAGGCAGAUUUUCUUGGAAAAAUGAACUGUGUGCCACCUCUGAUGCUCAUGUAGCUAAAAGACAGGAUAACCAAUCAGUACAUGGCACUGGAACCAGCCAAUCGGCUCAUGGUACUGGAACCACCCAAUCAGCUCAUGGCAAUGAGACCAACCAUUCAGAACAUGACAAAUCAACCAGGCAAUCAGGACAUGACCCUGCGACUAGCCAAUCAGGGACCCUCAAACUUAGAAACAUUAACAUUGAUAUAGAACAAGGUCAAUUCAUAGGAGUGAUAGGGAAGGUUGGGUCUGGGAAGAGCUCCCUGCUUCAGGCCCUUAUGGCGGAGAUGUGUCGUGAGGCGGGUCAGAUUUCGUUACGAGACCUUCACAGCGGAUUUGCCCUAGUGGCUCAGGAGGCAUGGAUACAACACGCCACAAUCCGUGACAAUAUCCUGUUCGGUCAACCGUUCAACACUAGGAAGUACGAGUCUGUGCUGGAGGCGGCAGCUCUCAAUAUGGACCUCCAGAUGUUACCAGCUGGAGACAAGACAGAAGUUGGUGAGAAUGGCGUGACCCUGAGUGGAGGUCAAAAGGCCAGAGUGUCCUUGGCCAGGGCCCUGUAUCAGGAUAAGGAAGUGUAUCUAUUGGACGAUCCUCUAGCAGCAGUUGACGCCCAUGUAGCCCAACAUUUGUAUGACAGGUGCAUUAUGGGACUGCUCAGGAACAAGACCAGAAUCCUUUGCACACAUCACACCAAAUUUCUGGGAAAGGCAGAUCUAGUCAUUGUCAUGGAUGAUGGUGUCAUCUCUAACAUUGGUCCCCCUUCGGAGGUUCUGGAAGAUACAAAGUUUGCAGACAACCAGGUGUCUGAUGAGGACAAAGAGUGGACAGAUGGCGGGCCUGAGACUGACCAGUCAGGUGGAGGUCAAGAUGGGACCUUGGUAGGCGAGGAGGAGAAGGAGACAGGUGUGGUGAAGUUGUCGGUGUACAAGUCCUACUGGAGAGCUGUGGGUAAAUGUCUGGCUCCUUCAGUACUCCUCGCUCUUCUCUUCAUGCAAGCCUCUAGAAACAUCAAUGAUUGGUGGCUGUCUUAUUGGGUAUCCAAUAGCAACAGUACAACAGAUAGUAAUCCUGGCAACACAUCUCAGUCCUCCUUGACUAUGGGGUCACAGUUUUUCUUUAGUGGAUAUGUCACUUCGGCUGGCUCUGAUGUAAGUUUGGAUAAUAACAGUAGUAAUAGUACCAGUGAUGGUGAAGACAAUGUUAAGUUUUACCUGACGGUCUACGGUUGUCUGGCGGGGGCUAACUCCCUCUUCACAUUGGCCCGAGCCUUCCUGUUCGCGUAUGGAGGGAUAUGUGCUGCAAGGAUCCUCCACCAUGAGUUACUGGAAACAAUACUUCAGGCACCUAUGUCCUUUUUUGAUGUCACUCCUAUUGGAAGGAUCCUUAACCGUUUCUCCUCAGAUCUGUAUGCUGUUGACGACUCUCUGCCCUUCAUCAUGAACAUCUUCCUGGCACAGCUGUUUGGUAUCCUAGGAACCAUAAUCAUCACCUGUUAUGGCCUGCCUUGGUUUGCUCUGCUCCUCGUUCCACUGGGAGCGAUAUACUACAAAAUACAACAAUAUUACCGUCAAACUUCACGAGAGAUAAAGAGGAUAUCCAGCAUCACACUGUCCCCAAUGUAUGCCCACUUCUCUGAGACAGUGUCUGGACUUGUUACCAUCCGUGCUUUCAGGCAGACACCCAGAUUUCAGACAGAGAAUCUGCACCGCCUUGACCUGAACCAGAGGGCCCAGUUUGUGGCGGGUGCUGUUGGAAGCUGGUUGGGGUUUCGUCUACAGAUGAUGGGCGUUAUCAUGGUGGCAGGGAUAGCCUUCAUUGCUGUACUACAACACCACUUCCAGACAGUCAACCCCGGUCUAGUGGGUCUGGCCAUUUCCUAUGCUUUGUCAGUGACCAAUCUGUUGAGCGGUGUGGUGAAUUCCUUUACUGAGACUGAGAAACAGAUGGUCAGCGUGGAGCGAGUUCAGCAGUACCUUGACAACAUUCCAAAGGAGAGGUGGGAGGGCUCCCUCUUUGUAUCAGCCACCUGGCCAGACUCCGGAGUUAUAAGGUUUAAGGAAGUUUGCCUCAAGUACAGACAGGGCUUACCUUAUGCUUUGAAUAGAAUUUCAUUCAACAUAUACUCAGCGGAGAAACUCGGCAUUGUGGGGCGCACUGGGUCAGGGAAGUCAAGUCUCUUUCUUGCACUAUUUCGUAUCGUUGAAAUCAGUCGUGGAGAAAUUCUCAUUGAUGGGAUGAACAUUCAACACUUGGAUCUUACAGAUGUGAGGCGACACCUGGCUGUGAUUCCCCAGGACCCAUUCCUCUUUAGUGGUACCGUCAGAGAGAAUCUGGACCCCACCUCUUGCUACAGUGACGAAGAACUAUGGGGUGUUCUUGACAGGUGUCACCUCCGACUGCCUGUCGACAGACUCGGGGGACUCGAGGGAGAGGUAGCAGAGAAGGGCCGGCAUUUUUCAGUGGGACAGAGACAACUCAUGUGUUUGGCUAGGGCACUUCUCACUAAAGCAAAGGUGUUGUGUAUUGACGAAGCUACGGCUAGUGUGGAUCUGGAGACAGACAUGUUGAUACAGGAGACAAUACGACAGGAGUUUGUGAACAGUACGGUGCUGACCAUUGCCCAUCGUAUCAACACCAUAAUGGACAGUGACCGAGUGUUGGUGAUGGAUCAAGGUCAGGUGGCCGAAUUGGACUCUCCCAGGGUAUUACUACAAAACUCACAAUCUUUAUUUUACAAACUGGUAAAUGGUGAAAGUUAACGUCAAGCAGGACUCAUCCGGAGAAUUGUUUUAACUGAUCUCGUAGCCUAGAGAAAGUUAGAGAUGUUUAUAUGAAAGAUCGAUAAUAAAGGCAAUUAGCAGCUGAGCAUAAAAAACACAAUGAUAGAAGUUAUGUGAAAACACUUUAAACAACAUAUCAAAGCAAUCUCUCGUCUGCUUAUUACCUAAAAUCAUGACAGUGAAAGAAAAUACACCUAAUGGAUUUCUGAGUUAGUGAGCAUUGGAUCAGUAUAUAUUUAUUUCUGUCUCAGAAGCAUGUGUCAAAUUCAUUACAGAAGGACAAUACAUUUAAAUGUGUGAUAUAUAGUAUUUGUACCCGUGUUUUAUUGUAAACUUGAUCUCAUGUGGCUGUUAUCAUCACAACUUAUAUUUUUACAUACAUACUGUAGCAUUGUCUGUGAUACGCACCUUUAGUUAUAGACCAUUGCAGGAGUAAAUUGUGUGGAUGACCUGCUAUUGUGUCCAAGUUUUCACAUUUUGAUUAUGGUGGAACCUAAAAGUAGAUCUGGAGUGGCCAUGCACUGUUCGUGUGAUGACAGAAAACCUUAUAAAAAUGCAGAAAAACCUCAAACAAAUGAAAUCCUGUAUAUCCUAUCAGCCUAGAAGACCUAGUCCUUAGAAACUGGGUAGCAUGAACAUUUGGCAAAUAAUCGAGAAGUUGGCUACAAAUGUGGAAAUUCACUAAAUUCAAUAAUUAAGUUGAUGUAAUAUUUCAAAAUUAUGAUUUAAAAAUCAGAAUAAUUCAAAAUUAUAGUUCACUUGCUUGAGGUAUUUUUUAUUUAGAAAUGAUAAAGGUUUUGAUAAAAUGUUCUUUACAUUGAAUGGUCAGCCCUGCAUUUGGAGAAUACAGAUGUCCUAUUGUAAUCACCUUAUAUGUGUCUGUCCAUCUGGCCGUUUUCAUUUCCGUACAAUAACUUGCUUAAUUAUUGUCUAAUUUUGAUAAAAAAAUGUUUGAGCAUGGAAAAUGAGCAAAGACUAUGGCUGAUUUAAAUUUGAGAAAAAUUCUCUUAUAAUUAAUUAGUCUAUAGUGUCCUACACUCUGAUAUGUGUCUGUUCUGUAUAUGGUAUUGUAAACAUUAUAUUGCCAUAGUGAAAUACAUAUGUAACAUUUUGCAUUUUAAACUGGCCAAACAAUGCAUGCAGUAUUUACAAGUUUCCAUUACUAUAUCGUAGUUUAUCCAUGUCAAUAUUUUUUACCAUAACGUCAAUGUAAACAGGUGUUCCUCAAUCAUCGGUGACUGGUGACCGUGAUUAGAGUCAGUAAAUAUAGAUUUGUUAAUUACAGCGUGAAGUGGACAUCAGAUAAACAUGAUGACCAACCACCAUGAGAUUGCGAUCUCCUUUGAUAUCGUUCAUAUCAUGUCAGAUAGCUUAUACACCUUUUGUUGCUCCGUUUUCUAAUCCAUUAAAUACAAAAUAUUACAGUUCCUGUACUAUAACUUCCAGCAUGUUACUCUCAUGUGUUUAGCACAAGAUAUUUAACCAAGACAGACUUGGAUGCUUUGGGAGUGAUUAAACCUACAGUGAAACAGGACAGGACAAACAUAUUACUGCCCAGACUGACAUUCAAACUCUAAAUACAUGUAUAACAGAUGUCUUUUCCAACUGAGCUAGCUCGUCACCAGUGAUUGUUCCGGUCCACACCCAACACAGUAGAAGUGAUACAUGGGAGAGCUACAAUUCUGUUUUUCUAUUGAACAUACAUGUAUAGCAAGGAGCAACUUGUGGUCAUUUGAUGUACAGUUUUGGGAAUUUGUUUGCUUGAUGGUUGAACAGUUCAGAACUUAAUUGUCUUUCUGUGAUUUUCCACAUCUUUUAGCUAUAAUAAUGUUGGCACCUGAGAUCAGUUACAUAAGAGACUUAUGAGUUCCAGGCUCAGUUUCAUGAAUGUAAAACAAAAUUCCUUAACAUAAGUUUUUCCUUAGGGAACAUUGUUUGUGUUAAGGAAAAAUUGAAGUUAACUUCAGGAAAGCUUUCGGAUGGAAAAUUCCAAGAUUAUGAAUUGCUUUCAGUUCAGGUAUGUUCCUAAAACUGGGUGCGAAACGUGCUCAUGAAAAUGAUCAGGUUUUGUAAUUUGGUGAUGUAUUUUUAUAUAAUUUCUACAACAUUUUAUCUUAAUAUUCACAACAUUGUAUAAAGAUUUGAUCAGGGUGACAAAGACCUUCAAAUGAGGAAUUUUUGGUAUAUCAUACAUUUCUGAGAUAGUCAUGAUAUUAUGACCUGUAUUUGUCUUUAUAUUUCAUCUUUAUUUUUUCAUUAAAGUUCUACUUUUUAAAAAUCAUUUAUAAGAGUUAUUGAUAUGUCCAUGAAAAGUAUCCUAUUCAUGGUUACAGUUUUUGGCAGUGGUACGUGGAUCUUUAAAUAUCUAAUAACUCAUAAUUUUAAUACUCAAGUACAUGUAUUACACAUUCAUGAGUUUUAAAACACAUGUGCAGAGACUAUAUGUAUGACUUUAAUUACCAUUAUAUAAUGAUAUCUAUGACAAAGUAUCUAUAAAAAAGGCAUUUACUACAAUAAUGAAUUUCCCUCCACUAUAUUGUCCUGUCACAUAAGUGGUGUUUACAGAGAGGAUAUCAUGGGGACUAUCUGCUAUGACAAAGCAUCAUAAAAUAAACUUAACGCUUUGUAAGGACAAUAUAUAGUGGAAGGAAAUUCAUAAUUGUAGUAAAAGCCUUGCAUUGAUAUAUUCUUCUGAUACGUAUUUUGCAUUGUAUUUGAGUUUUCUGGGUAUGUAAAAUUACAGAAGUUGGAAGCCUGUGCAAUAUGUUGAUGAUUUAACUGUUACUUUCAUCUCUUUGAUGAUUAUUUAGGUGUUUUUUUUGAUACAGACUCUACAAUAUAUUUUUUGUAGAUUCAUGUUGAUGACAUAAAUGUUAUCAUGUAUUACUAGCGAUUUUCUUACAAGCAAUUUCCAGACACAAUUGUUUUCUUCAUAUAAGUAGUACAUGUACAUGUAACAGAAACUUGGUUAAAUUGCAUCAAGAUAAUAUUUUGGUGAAAUGUUAGAAAUUAGUCUUCAAUAGAAUUGCUGUUGUUUUUUGUAGAAGUUAUAAAUCCAGUUGCUGUUACAGUGCUUUGAACCUCUUAACUGAUAGUUGCUUUGAAGAAUCAAACUACUUGUGUUCUUACAAUCAGUAUGGUGAUUUUGUGGACUAUUGAUGUGAAGCCACAAAGUAAAUAAAAAAUAUGAAAAACCUAAUGAAAAAAGGAAGUAAUCUCUUUAAUAUAUGCAUGAUACAAUUUAUUUUAAAAAUUUAAUGUUUUCACAUGUUAACUUUACAGUACAAAUUAAGUCUUUAAACGGUAAUAUACAUGUAAUAUUUACAUGAAUAUCUCACAUAAAUUUCAACAGAUUUGAUUUAAGGAUAAAUAUAUUUUUCAUGAAUACUCUAAAAAUAUCAGCGAACAAAACAUCA
Mizuhopecten yessoensis (Yesso scallop) is the source of this 8786-nucleotide messenger RNA. RefSeq names its product multidrug resistance-associated protein 7-like. Gene Ontology annotation, biological process: transmembrane transport. NCBI's taxonomy places the organism in Eukaryota, Metazoa, Mollusca, Bivalvia, Pectinida, Pectinidae. Gene Ontology annotation, molecular function: ATP binding; ABC-type transporter activity; ATP hydrolysis activity. Gene Ontology annotation, cellular component: membrane. The coding region runs from base 553 to 5349 and encodes 1598 amino acids. The record is from RefSeq and is a predicted model, not a curated record. The transcript is spliced from 19 exons.